Parasteatoda tepidariorum (common house spider) is the source of this 1573-nucleotide messenger RNA. RefSeq names its product R3H domain-containing protein 4. Gene Ontology annotation, molecular function: nucleic acid binding. The record is from RefSeq and is a predicted model, not a curated record. NCBI's taxonomy places the organism in Eukaryota, Metazoa, Arthropoda, Arachnida, Araneae, Theridiidae.
UAUGACAUAUCGCUAAAAAUUAUAUCACAGGUGUUGCGAUUGCGAAACAGCGUUUUUAUGUUUCUUACUACAUUUAUCUUGCAUUUCAAUUGAUUUUAAAAAAUCGUAAUCAGUUUGUUUUAAAAUUUUAUAAUUCCUAAUAAGUUUUAAAACUUUAUUUUACCUAAUUAAAGACGAUGGGUGUAAUUAAAAAAUCCCACAUCAGUAAUCCAUUUUCUGAUUCUAUUGAAGAUGUAUUGGAAAACAUUGGUGAUGAGGAACAGCAAGAACAUUCAGAACCCGAGAUUCGUAGACCACGGAAAAUAAAGCAUAGAGCUCCCCGUCCUCAUCCAGUCGGAGGCAUCCUUGUUUCCAAUGGCAAAAGUGGCAAGAAAAAGAAAAGAGUUGAAAACUCUACUUUUUUGCUGUCAUUGGCUGAUCCAGAUGAAAUUCAGGAACUGUCCAUUCACGAUUUCAUCAAGCCAUCUAUGUCUGUCUUCACUGAAUUUUUCAUGAGGAAGGAUGACAUUGAAAUUUGGAAUGAAUUUAUUAACUGCACACAGGAUAAUGAAAAGUGGUUUAUAAAAAAUGUUACUAUAGAAGUUGAAGAAUCUAAUGAGAGUGCAACAAAUUAUGAUGGUCGUUGUGAUCAUCCUGCAUAUUCUGCUUCCAUCUGCUUUCGAAAAAUUGAUGGAGAUCUUAGAUUGAUGCUCAAAAAAAAGCAUGUGCCUAUGGGAACAUUAAUGCAUUUAGAGAGAGAGUUGGUGACAUUUUUUGUGAACCGUCCAAAUUCCAUAUAUCAUUGCCAGAUUCCCAAUAGCUUUGAGAGGCUUAUGAUUCAUGCUUUGAGUCAAUACAUGGAUUUGUCAUCUUUAAGUUACAACAGAAGUGGGGAGCGUUGGACAAGAGUGAGAAACAAGCAUCUGGAAUUUUACCUUCCACCCAUUUUAUUGUCAACUUAUCUUGAGAAGAGGCAUAAUCCCAGAAAUUAAGUUCUCACUUUCCACUUGCCUCAGCUUCGUCCAUUAUUUCAUAACCAGCACAAUUUGCUAUUUUGUACAUACAUAUAUUUAUAUAAAUUUUUAAAUUAUGUUUUUGUUGUAAUAUAUUGUAUAUUUUAUGUUAUUUUAAAUAUUAAUGAUCAGUGCAUUUUAAAUUUGUCUGUCACAAAGCUUUUACUGUUUGUAACAGCCACCACUUUAAAAGUUACGGCUCAAAAGGUUAGUUUUUAAUCCUCUCUAAAUCCAGUUGUAUGCUUUCAUAUACUGCAUUACAUGUGUUAAGUUUAAAAUUAUGUCGUAUACAAAUCUUCUAAGAUGCUCUUUUUAAAUGCCAUUCACUCACUGUUUUGCUGUAACUCAUUUGCAUAGUAGAAAAACAUAAGUGUUUGAAUAUUAUGUUAGAAUAAUUUUUUAGAAUUCAUAAAUUCAAUGUGUCUUAUUGAAUGUUUAUAACCAUUUCUUUUAUUUGAUAUGCUUUAAAAUUGUUACAAGUAACAACGAAAUUAUUCUACUUUAAAACUGCCAUAAAUAAAUAUACCCAAGUGCGGCAUGCAUUGUGUUUGCUUCAAUAAAUUCUCAAACAGAAAAUAAAA